AUGGCGUACUGCCGUUUAGUAUUUUCACUUUUAGUGUUAAGUGUAGUCCAAAGUUACGCGUCUCAAGUACCAGUGUUCCUAUGGGGUGAUUUAGCGAAGACAACAUCGGAAUCUAACCCCUUGGCUGCGGUAAACGCUGAGGAAUUCGCUAAUACCUUGCACCAGAAGUUGCAAGGUGAUCUUUUUACAGUUAUAUUUAUGGAAGAGACCCUAUCAGUAGAGGAUUUUUCACGGAAGACUGCGGACGGCGAAUCACCCUUCCCUUAUUUGCGCGCCAAUAUUGAUGAUUCGUUGUACCUACCGGCUGUUGAAAAUGCCCUCGACGUCCUCAACAAACUGGCCGAUCCUGACAAGGUAGAUCACGUUAAACUCAACGAAAAUGGGCUUUCGGCCGAAAUCGAGCCAGAGAGUGGCAAAUUCCUUUUCAUUAACCUUAAAGAUGCCCAUGAGGGUGAGUCCAGGGCGGACCUGUUGCGUCGCCACAAUGACUUCAUGGAGGACAUGUACACGAAGCUCCACAACCGCUAUGGCAAGGUCGUUGCAAUUUACACCGCUCAUUUUCCUUCUUGGACCAUCCCCGAGAGUCACCUUCGCGUCCGACGCCAGGCGGCUUCAGGCAACAGUUUCGAUUAUAAGAUGAAUGGCCUUCGACUCUACCUCAACAGGCUCUUAGUUAGCGAAGGCAACAAAACAACUUGGUUGGACAACUUGGAGAGUAGCACCACCCAGUUUGAUGAUGCAAUGAUGAGCACCACUAUGAACUUUGGAGCAGACAACUUGCAGCUUAACUUUGUUGAGAAUAAUGGAUAUUGGAGUUUUGGAACUGUCAUCCUCACGAGGGCCGGUGUGAACGAAACUCUGUACCCUGAAGUUGAGGUCUACUCCAUCAAGGGCUGGUCGUACAGGUGUGCAGAGAAUGUCACCUUCUCGACUGUAAACGAAACCGUACCGUACGCCGUUACCUUCAUAGACAUGAAAGUGCAGCCCUACUUUAGGAGCACGAACGAAUCCGAGCUGGUCUUCGGCGAGUCGCUGAACUGCGUGGGCUUCUUCUCGGUGCCGAUCUGGUCGGGACUGUUCGUGGUGUUCGUCCUCCUAGCGAUCACCUUCUACGGCAUCAUGAUGAUGCUGGACAUCCGCACGAUGGACCGCUUCGACGACCCCAAGGGGAAGACGAUCACGAUAAACACCUCGGAG
Messenger RNA from Iphiclides podalirius (scarce swallowtail), 1197 nucleotides. The record is from the annotation of a GenBank genome assembly. NCBI's taxonomy places the organism in Eukaryota, Metazoa, Arthropoda, Insecta, Lepidoptera, Papilionidae.